AAGUAUAAGUUAUUUUACACUUUUGAAGUAGAUUGUAUUUUUUGUUAAAAAUUAUGUUGUCUAUCCAGUACAUACAUUAACAUCCUUACGGCAUCAUAAAUUUACACGCGCUUAUUUGUUAUUACAACAGCAAAUUUGUAUAUAACAUGAUUAAAUAAGGUAAAAACUGAAAUUGUAAGAAAUAAUUGCGUGUAAUGAUAAAUAAGCAUACGAUGCCGUAAUGAUGUUAAUGUAAGUACUUACAUACGUAUUGGAUGAAAAACAUAAUUUAAAUUCUAUAAAAAUUGCAGCGUAUAUAAUGAAUUAUUAAUAAGUGCAGUGACUAUAACACAGCUGUAAUAGGUAGUCAAAAAGAAAUAAACUACCAUUAAAAAAAGGAGGUUAGGGAUCAAGGAUUUUAACUCUGCACCUUUAGAUUGCGAGUCAUGCGUUUAACCCCGGAGCUAACCAUUUCCACGUGUGAAUUUGUUAUACUUCACAAUGUAAGAAGUAACUAACUUUAGUUGUUAAUAUCUUUUAAACAAUUAGCCGUCUGUCCCCAAAAUGGGGUAUAGGCGUAUUCAGCUCGACGAACUCUACACGAUGGCAGAGUUUCAUUAAUAAGUGAACGUAACACUAGGGUAGUUUCCCUCGUUAGUCAUAAAUGCAGUACGUAUUAAAGUUAUUUUUGUGAAAUUUCUUUCUUUUAAUUACAAAAUUACCUUCAUACAAAAAUGAACGAAGCUGUGAAACAAUUAGUCUUACGUUUUGAGGACCUCAUUAGAUACAGAGCGAAUGCGCCGCAGCACUCUACCUACAUAGCCGUAUUGCUUUUUUUAAAAGCAGUAGUGUCAGAGAUCUUGUUUUGAUAUGAGCUCGCAUAUCAGAUCUCUGGUGUAAUUUUUUUCCAUGUCUUGCACUAAAUUCCAAGCGUGAUACUUUACAUUUUCUGUUUUUAUACAAUGUUAAACGUAGAAUAAAGAUAUCUUACAAGUAGGACACGAAAUAGUUGUUCAUUAUUACUUAGUUAAAAAAAAGAUAUUCGGAAGCAUUCAAAUUACAAAAGGUGAUUAAGUGAAGAAAAUGUAUACUGUUCACGUAACACCGGGUAAAUCUUCAGAGAAGCAAAAUAGUUCGAAAAAUGUUGAUUCCGAGAGAGGAAUGUAUAAAAAUCGGAGGAAAGAAUCAAUUCCUGUAAAAGUUUACAAUUAUCUGAAGACACAAAUGCAAACAGAAGGAAUUCCAAAGGGCGAACUUGAAGAACUCGGGGGCGUUUUAGGGGGUUCGACCGCCGGUGCCCUUGCCCUCGGUGGUCGGCACAAGCCCGAGGAGCUUGCCACCUUGGCGGCCAACACCAGAUUCUCCAGGAAGGAGAUACAGCUGAUUUAUCGUGGUUUCAAGCAGGAAUGCCCGACCGGUCUCGUCGACGAGGAAGCCUUCAAACAGAUAUUUUCACAGUUCUUUCCUCAGGGAGAUGCCAGCCAGUACGCUCACUAUGUCUUUAACACCAUGAAGAGGAAACCGUCUGGAAAGAUAAGCUUCGAGGAAUUUCUUACCAUCUUGUCGAAAGUAUCGAGGGGUUCGGUGGAGGAGAAACUUCAGUGGGUCUUUGGCCUUUACGAUCUAGACGGGGAUGGAUUGAUCAGUAAAGAAGAGAUGCUGGACGUGGUUGGUUCCAUAUACGAAAUGUUGGGCCGUUACACCCAGCCACAAAUAGUCGAGCCGCAUGUGGCUGCCAGAGAACACGUCGAUCGCAUUUUUCACUUAAUGGACGCAAACAAGGACGGCGUGGUUACAAUCGAGGAAUUAGUACAAUGGUGUUCAAAGGACGAGCAACUAUUGCGGAGUCUCGACACCCUUGACACUGUCUUAUGAAAUCUUUAUUAUUAUUUUAUAAUCCUUCUUCGAUCCCCAAAAGCCACAGAUUCCCUGAAUAUUUUAACAUGGCGCUCGAUCGAGUUCUGCGUGUAGUUUCUAGAAAAAUUAUCCAUCUUUGAGACGGAAUUGAAUUUUGAAGAAAAAUUACUAUUCGAACUCGUCGAACGCUGAUUGUAAAUAUGUACUUAUCCCACCUACCUAGUCUUUCAAGCGUGCUAUUCAAGGCACGAUAAAACCAACAGUAUUAUCGAAUCCCUGAUACGAAAAUUGUUACUCCUCGUCGCGUUGAAUCCUCUUGUAAAUCUUGUGCGUCCAUCAGAUCACUCUGACUUGUUAUCUAUAAUGGAAAAGGUAUUACAGCAACGACUACAUUGUUUCAAAACGAUUAAACUGUAGCCUCCCACUGAUAUUUCAGUGGUAUAAGAUUAAUAAUUUAAAGUGAUCUGUCGAGUCGCAUGUAUCACAGAAUUCUUAGGUAGGAUCGAUGCGAUGAGGACAAUUUGGUCCCUCGAUUUAUUAAAACUUUAAACUUAUUCUCAUGCUAUAAUAACGACGAAUUUUAAGAGUUUUAAAAAUCGUUAAGAUCGAUCCCCGACCUCUAUAUUUCUUUUAACUUGUACCUCUUUGCCGUUCACGUCCUUAACGCGUUGACUAUCCUAACAAAAUUAAAGAAAUCUUCAUUGUGACAGUCAGCAUGUUAAUACGCGAGGUUGAAAGUCAGUACGAUACUUUAAAAAGAAAAGAUGAGCUUUUACUAUCGUCCAUCGUUCGGGUCUCUUACAUGUGUAAGUAAUAUAGUAAGAUGCGUUGAUUAAAAACAUUUGUCUGAUAUCUUUGCACAUUGGAUCUAUAGUUUGCAAAUGAUACAAUGGCCAAGACAAGGAUCAAGUAGAAUUAUUUUCUUGUUCCAAAAUCAUUAGGUGUUAGGCGUGUGCAAAUAAUAUUUGACAAUCUUUUCAAACUUGCCUUCUAUUUAAACGAGUACUGAAAAGUUUCCUCGUCCUUGCUACGUUCUCUUCGAUACACUCGGCUACUUGUUACAUAAGCAAAAAAGUUUCAAGAGCGUAGUUUAAUGCUGCGAUAUACAAUUGCUGGAACAAGUCAUACAAAGCUUUAAGGUAUUCACAUAUGCUCGUUCAAUGGAUUAUAAGUUUAAUAAUUGCGAUGACCCAUGCACGAUGGAAAAUGUAGCUAGUAACCCAGUAAUAUAUUGUAGUACCCUCGACCAACUGAGAGAAACGUGAUCCUGCGAGAUCGACGCCUCUUGUGAUUCUCUUGUACCUUACUAUUUAUUACAAUUAUCGCGUAAAGAAUUAUUGUUAUUAAGACGAUUAAUUGUCCUCUAUCACGGUAUACGCGAAUACGAUCCUUUUAUGCGUACAAAUAUCAUCGAAUUUGUUGAAUUUCUCAAGUUUAUUAACAACCUCUAUUGUAAUUGAAUAUCAAAUGAGAACGUAACUAUCUACGUAAGCGUGCAUAUAUAAAGAUCGGUUCGUUUGUUUAUACAUUCGAUUGUUCUAGCAGUGUGCAAUUUUAAAGGUAUUCAGUACAAAUAAAUGAAUGCUCCUGAUAUGUGACGAA
Molecule: messenger RNA, 3438 nt
Organism: Osmia bicornis bicornis
Lineage: Eukaryota; Metazoa; Arthropoda; Insecta; Hymenoptera; Megachilidae
Product: Kv channel-interacting protein 2-like
Exons: 5
Coding region: 1063-1854 (263 amino acids)
Molecular function (GO): calcium ion binding
Source: RefSeq, a predicted model, not a curated record